This is a messenger RNA of Hemibagrus wyckioides, 2232 nucleotides long. RefSeq names its product endonuclease domain-containing 1 protein-like. The record is from RefSeq and is a predicted model, not a curated record. Gene Ontology annotation, molecular function: nucleic acid binding; hydrolase activity; metal ion binding. The coding region runs from base 57 to 1829 and encodes 590 amino acids. NCBI's taxonomy places the organism in Eukaryota, Metazoa, Chordata, Actinopteri, Siluriformes, Bagridae. The transcript is spliced from 2 exons.
AAAGCAGACAUGCUGCUGAUAUCCCUGCUCUGGAAUAUGAGACCCAACUGCAGACCAUGUGGCUUCUUUGUUUGUUCACGUCUAUUGUGCUAAGAGCACUUACCGGUGAGGCAAAAGUGGCUGAUAACUUUAGUGAGUGUAGUCAGUAUUUUUACAAAAGUACAGAACCAAGUGGAAUGGAUCAGAAUGCCAAGAAAAUCUGCCAGAUGUAUGGAUAUGGAGGUUUUUAUUAUGCUACACUUUACUCGGUUCAUCACAGGAUUCCCUUGUACAGUGCAUAUAUGCUCGACCAUAAAUGCACAACUAACCAAGGAGUGACAACCUUUCCAUGGCACAUAGAGCCACAGAUUUCUAACAUCAAUGAACCCAAGAUGGUCCGAGAGAGUGAGUCAGACAAAAAUAGCAUAAAGAGAAAUCAAGCCAUCAGCAGUGACUACGCUGAAACAGGAUAUGAUCGUGGACACCUGAACCCUAAAAGUUUUCAGUGCAGUGAAGGUCGUGAGGCAACAUUUACACUGACCAAUGUGGCACCUAUGGAUGCAUGUUUUAACCGUAUCUAUUGGAAGAAUUGUGAGAGUAAUUUGCGGAAAAUAUUAAUGGAUCAGCUUAAAAAGGAUAACUAUCUUGCAAAUGUCUAUCUUGUCACAGGGACUGUACUUGAUCAAAAUUUAAGAAUACCACAAAGUGAAAACUCUCAGGAGUCUCAGAGGGUCACGGUGCCCUCUCACAUCUGGACAGCUGUCUGUUAUAAACACAAUUUUGAUGAUAAGAAGUCUUUUUCCUUUGGCUAUAUAGGAAAAAACGAGCCAGAAACCAGCAUAAUCCCGAUGAGUAUUGUAGACUUAAAUUCUAAGUUGAAUAAACUCUAUUCAUUUAAGCCUGUGCGAAUUAAAAUUUUUGUUAACGACUGUUUCACUGGCAGUUUUAAAUCUAAAGAAACUGAGAAGAUGUUUCUAAAUAAACUAUCAGAAAAACAAAGACUCAAGGUGACCCCAGAGGUGAAGAACACAUAUCUUGCAGUCAAAAGACUCAUUGACAGUGGCAGCCUUCUCACAAAUCUCCAGGUGAUCUGGAUGAGCGCAAGACUUAAGAUUGGCAGUUUGCCCACUUAUUUCACUAUGGUAGAAGAACUGAAAAACAUGGAAAGUGCUUGUCUUAUCACUACUGCUAAAAAGAGUAUUUUUCCUGCUGAAGAGAGUGAUCUCAGAAAAAGAGAUGUAUUUGAGCAGUCUGAAUCUGUUGAAUGCCAGGUUGUCCCAGAGAAAUCUGUUGCUGGAUGGCAGACUGCAGCUGAUGGCUCACCCUGCCAGAGCGUCUCAGACUCUAGUCUCGGUUGUAAUUGUAUCACAGAAAAUAAAAAAAACAAGCCGUGCUGCUCUUCUCCAUGCCUGUACCAGCAAGAACAAAAGGGCUACUGGUGUUACUCAGGGCAGAGUCUGAUACAGUGCUCACCCCAGUACUCACUCAUCACAUUUAAGGGUGAAAGGUGCAAUGAUAAUCAUCCCUGUGCCACAUAUGGUUAUGACUACUACUGGUGUCAGAAAGCCUCUGGGUCUUGGGACUACUGCAGCCCUCCUUUGUGGCGAAGUAAGGCUAAAGAUGGGAAGUACUGCCGCAACAACCACGCCUGUGCCAAAUAUGGUAAAAGUGAUCCAUAUUGCUACACUGAUGACAACAAGAAAAAAGCUUGUUGUAUUUCUGAUGACUGUUUCUCUGCUGUGAAUGGCAAAACCUGCAAAUCUGAUAACCCAUGUGGUUACCAUGGCUAUAAAUACCUGUGGUGCUAUACUACUGAUGGCAACUGGGAUUACUGUUGCACAAAUUGCUAGUUGGUUUACAAUGUUUAAUACAUUUAGCACUAAUCUAAUAUUAAUUGUACAGAGUUUUAUUUCAAGUUUCAUUUUGACUGUAACUGUAACAGAUAUUAACCAAGAACCAUUAAUACUUACUUAUCCUUCUGAAAAUAAAAGCAGAUUAAAAGCUCAGUUUAAAUAAUUUCUUAUUGAAUCACACCUUAGCCAUGAUCAAAAGAGAACAACACCUCUAGACAAAAACUACAGAAUGAUAUGAUUUUCCUAAAGCACAAUAGAAAAAAAAUACAUCCAAGCUCACAACACAAAGCCCCAUAUUAACAACACAAAACUCCAUAUUAACAUACCAGCAGCAUGAUUGUGAUAACUGUCAAGAAGAUUCAAUUAAAAUCAACCUUCCAGUGUGGUCGCCACAUAAAUU